Molecule: messenger RNA, 3593 nt
Organism: Xiphias gladius (swordfish)
Lineage: Eukaryota; Metazoa; Chordata; Actinopteri; Istiophoriformes; Xiphiidae
Product: calcium/calmodulin-dependent protein kinase type IV
Exons: 13
Coding region: 1-1527 (508 amino acids)
Biological process (GO): protein phosphorylation
Molecular function (GO): ATP binding; calcium/calmodulin-dependent protein kinase activity; calmodulin binding
Source: RefSeq, a predicted model, not a curated record
AUGUCAUUGACACUAGAACAGGCUGAAGUCCCGCCCCCCUUCAGAGAAGACGCAGUGUGCGGUUGGGUGUGGUCGGAAGUGUCCUUUGUUUUACCUGUGGCCACACCCAGCAGCGACGACACAGGGUCCUGGAGUACAGCGGUCCAUCAGUACAGCCAGUUCAUGUGGAAGUUAAUGCGUCGUGCUCUCGUCCACGUAGGAGCCACGUCCAUCGUGUAUCGCUGUGAAGAGAAACAGACUCAGAAACCCUUCGCUGUCAAAGUCCUCAAGAAAACGAUCGACAAGAAAAUCGUUCGUACUGAAAUCGGUGUCCUGCUGCGUCUUUCCCACCCGAACAUCAUCCAGCUGAAGGAGAUUUUUGAGACGGACACUGACAUCGCUCUGGUGUUGGAGCUGGUGACUGGAGGAGAGCUGUUUGACAGGAUCGUGGAGCGAGGUUAUUACAGCGAGAGAGACGCCGCUCACGUCAUCAAACAGAUCCUGGAGGCCGUGGCGUAUUUACAUGAGAACGGUGUUGUGCAUCGUGACCUCAAACCGGAGAACCUGCUGUACGCCGACCUGUCGCUGGACGCUGCGCUCAAGAUAGCCGACUUUGGCCUCUCCAAAAUCAUCGAUGACCAGGUGACCAUGAAGACCGUCUGUGGUACUCCGGGGUACUGCGCUCCGGAGAUCCUGCGGGGAAAUGCCUACGGCCCUGAGGUGGACAUGUGGUCGGUGGGCGUCAUCCUCUACAUCCUACUCUGUGGGUUCGAGCCCUUUUUUGACCCGAGGGGGGAUCAGUACAUGUACAGCCGGAUCCUCAACUGCGAUUACGAGUUUGUGUCUCCGUGGUGGGACGAGGUCUCCCUCAAUGCCAAGGAUUUGGUCAGUAAGCUCAUUGUGCUCGACCCUCACAAGCGCCUCAGUGUCCGGGAGGCCCUACAGCACCCCUGGGUGCUGGGUAAAGCUGCCCGCUUUUCCCACAUGGACACCACCCAGAGGAAACUACAGGAGUUCAACGCUCGACGUAAGCUCAAGGCUGCCAUGAAGGCCGUCGUCGCCACCAGUCGCAUGCACGAGGGCUCAAGACGUCGUACUGACAGCUGUGAGAUUCCAGGCUCAGGGGCUUCCAGGCAGAGCAGCAUGCAGCAGGACCCACCCCCUGAAUCCUCAGGUCCCGCCCCUGAAGACAAAGAGGCCCCGCCCCCGGAUCAACAGCCGCAGGACGCCGAAUCGAAGCCUGCCGAGCAAAGUGCCCUCAGCCCCUCCCCUCCGCGCAGCCCCAAACCCCCCAGCUCCGAUGUCACGCCCACAGGUCCCGCCCCCACCAGACCGCCCUUACGAGCAGAUGGGGUGCGACAGGCGUCCAUCGCCCCGAAAACCAUUGCGGUCCACCCCCGGCCGCCGCAGAAGAGCUGCUCUGUGGUAGAGCCCGCCUCCAGAGUCGAGGCCACGCCCACGUUGACCACACCCCAGAGUCCCAACAGCCUCAGCAACGGAUUCACGCCGGGGGCGGAGCCUGCCAGUAAGACCGCCCAAUGCCAGUGAUCACCUGACAAACAGCAGGGACGCUCCACAGUCACAAAAAUAAUGAGGAUCAGCCUUUUGUUAGUUCUUUACAAACAUCUAACACCAUUUACUGGGACCAAAUUACAGCAGAACCUAAAGUGUCUGUAACAUCGAGCUAACAUUUAACCUGUACAAUGACAACUUCCAUUUCACUGGCUCAGCUGUUGCUAACAUGCUAGCAGCCACGGUACGUACUGACUGAGGUUUCGUUGGAUGUUUUUGCAGCUGGACGGUCGUUCUGUUUCUGCUGUUGAGCUGCUGGUUUUUAGUCUGGAGGCUGGAGAUUAUUUGGAUGUAAAAAGCAUUUGUCCCAUGUCAGGACUCAUCAGAUCUCCUGUGCUCUUUUCACUGUGGUAAGAAAAACACCAGAGCACGCUAACACAUGCCGCUAACAGAAAGUGAAGCUUCUCAUUCUAAACAUCAUUUAGAUUUUCAUAGACAUAAAAACUACAAUUUUUCCCCUGGACUGCAGCCUCAAUCUGUCUUUUAUCAAAUAUACAGGUUAUACAGACAUUUUUGAAAAAAAUUUGUCGAGUACAGGUUGACCAAGUUAACAAAAUGCUAGUUUUCUAGCUGAGACUAAAACGUCAAAAACAGUCUUUUAUGUUUAUGUAGAUUGAUUAUUCACGUCAUAUAUUAAUGCUCCUAUUCACGAUCUCUCUCUCGGAUGAGCUGAACGGAUUGUAUUAGUGUUAAUGUUGCGUUAUCUUUGCAGUUGUUCCGCCAACAGUUUGUUGACAUGUCUGUAGUUCUUCUCACCAAGUGGGAGAUCUCUGUCAGAAACUCUCCACGUCUCCAACUCAGAAUUAAAGUCGGAGGCUGAACUGGUUUUUUCCCCACUUGGCUGCUUGUAAUUAAGGGUUAAAUGAUCAAUCAUUGAAUCAGACGCUUGGUGAAGCGUCGCAGUGUAUUUUUAAAGCACGUUAUUCACCAAACGACUCACAGUAAACACUAAAACGUCGAACUCCUCUCAGAUUACUGCUCAAAUCAAGAAACUAGAAUGGCGUCUCUUGGCGUGUUUGGCUCUUCUUACCACAGUAAUGAACAUUUAACUGCUGACUGAAAAGCAGCUGGAUGUGUAUUCCAAAUGAAACCGAACUGCACAAACAAUUAGCAUGUUUACAACCAAAACAAAGCGUUACAUCUGAUCACAGGUAUUUACAUUUUACAACUGGUAUUAAUAGGUGUUCUCAUUAUCUCCGUUUUGCUGCAUUGUGAUCCAAUCUCAGUAUGCAAAUUAGGUAGCAGGCGAACCGUCGACAAACACGCGGCGUUUUCGAGAGACCGCUGCAACAAGCGGAGCGAGGGUCGAGUGACAGCUGAACCAGGCUACCUGUACUCAUACUGUGAGGAGGAGGCGGAGCCGGCGCAGAAGCUCGUUACAGGUCUUUCUCACCCAAAGUGCAAGUCCAACAUCGCGCACGGAAAGCUGGGCUUUCCCAGGCACGGGCCGCAGGGGUGUUCAGUGUGGCGAUUGUCCCUGAUAAUUUUAUUCAUCUCCGGAUUUAUGGAGACCUGUAACGACACUCUCAGAUCCUGAUAGGAAGGACUCGUCUAAAAACUCUCAGGCAUGGCAGGAAAGAAUCAGAGAGGUCGAGGAGUCCGGGCUAGAGACUUGAUAUUGUGAUUUACAUCCUGAUGCCGUCUCUAGCUUCCUAGUUAGCUGCUUUGUUUGAUCAUGUGCAGCUUUUCCUUUUGUGCUCUACCUCACUCAGGAUAUUUGCUCUUGUGUGUUUGGAUCUCUCAGCGGGCCUACAGGGCACAGGCCCGUGGCCCAAAAGAUCAGGGGGCCCAGGGGCCAGAGUCUCUGUUUGCGGUGACUUUGCUGUGACAUUCUUGUUGGAAACGAAGCGGCCACAACAUUGUUAUUUGUUUUGUGUCUCUCUCUCUUCAGUCUGGGGGUCUUGCUCCUACUAAGGAGGGGCGGGGGGCCUUUUGUAUGUCUGUGCCCAGGGGCCCAUCGUCUCAUAAUCCGUCCAUUGUCUUGAACCACCGUUCGGAUAGCUAUCUCCUGUUUUGACACCCGGCCUGGUCUCGUGGGACGA